AUGGCUUUGAUUUCAUCAACAUCUUCUUCUUUUACCCGUGGAUGGAAAUAUGAUGUCUUUCUCAGUUAUAGAGGUGAGGACACCCGCUAUAAUUUUACAGAUCAUUUAUAUAAUACUUUGAUGCAAAAAGGCAUAUAUACAUUUAAGGAUGACGAAAAGCUCGAUCGAGGAACAAUCAUUAUGCCAGAGCUCUUGAAAGCAAUAGAAGAAUCAAGGUUUGCUGUUGUUAUUCUCUCAAGAGACUACACUUCUUCGAGGUGGUGCUUGAUUGAACUAACAAAGAUUGUUGAGUGCAUGGAGAAGAGAGGGUUGGUAAUUCUUCCUGUUUUCUACCAUGUGGAUCCUAGUGACGUGCGGAACCAGAGGGGGUCUUUUGCAAAACACCUUUCUAAACAUGAAGAGCGUCUCAACAAUAAUAUAGGAAAUGUGCAAAUGUGGAAAGCUGCUUUGACAAAAGUUGCUAAUCUCGCUGGAUGGGAUUUAAAAAAUAAGCCCGAAUCAGUAGUCAUCCAUAAAAUCACUGAAAGGAUAAUUCGUGAGUUGUAUCGUGAAUUUUCAAGUGUUCGUGAGGACCUUGUUGGAAUGGACUCUUGUGUGGAGGAAAUGUUGGAUUCAUACUUGGGUGAAGGGUUGGAUGGUGUUCGCUUUGUUGGGAUUUGCGGAAUGGGUGGAAUUGGCAAAACAACACUUGCACUAGAAAUUUAUAAAAGAAUUUCUAAUAACUUUGAAGCUUGUAGCUUCAUUGUUAAUGUUAGAGAAGAAACUAAAAAUCAAGGCAUAGUUUCUUUACAAAAACAACUUAUUUCUAAGAUCCUCAUGGAAAGUGAAAUGAAUAUAUGGAAUGUUCAUGAGGGGAUAAAUGUUAUUGGGAAUAGACUACGUGAUAAAAAAGUUUUUAUAGUUCUUGAUGAUGUGGAUGGAAUAGAACAAUUAGAAGCAUUAGCUGGAAAGCAUGAUUGGUUCGGUCUAGGGAGUAGAAUCAUUGUAACAAGUAGAGAUAGACAUUUAUUGAUAAGAUGGGGUGUGAAUGAUAUAUAUACAGCUAAGAGGUUGAAUAAUGAUGAUGCUUUGCAGCUUUUUAGUCGGGGAGCUUUCAAUAGACCUUAUCCUGAAGAAAAUUAUGUGGAUUUGACUCAGGACUUUGUGAACUAUUCCAAAGUCCUUCCAUUAGCUCUUAAAGUUUUAGGUUCUUCAUUGUUUGCUAAAACAACGGAUGAAUGGAAAAGUUCCCUAGAUAAACUAAAAGUAGAACUUGAUAGAAACAUUUUGGAUAUACUUCAAAUAAGUUUUGAUGGGCUAACGGAUACGCAAAAAGAAUUGUUUUUAGAUAUUGCAUGUUUUUUCAAAGGAGAGAACAAAGAUUGCAUAAGAGAUAUACUACAAAGUUUUUGUUAUUUUCCAGAAUAUAAUAUUGGUGUUCUUGUGGACAAAUCUCUUAUAACCAUUGGUGAGCGAGAAACUUUGUGCAUGCAUGAUUUGCUACAAGAAAUGGGUCAAGAAAUUGUUCUUCAUGGAUCCCCUAAAGAGCUUGGUGGACGUAGUAGGUUGUGGAUUUAUGAGGAUGCCCUUCAUGUAUUGAAGAAUAAUACUGGAACAGAGGCAAUUGAAGGCAUAAUGCUAAACACACCUAUUCAGACAGUGGAACACUUGAGUGCUGAAGCCUUCUCAAAGAUGAAAAAAUUGAGAUUGCUAAGAAUUGGUAAUGUGCAACUUCCAAAGGACCUCAUUAGAGGCAAGGUGCAACUUCCACAAGGCCUCAGUUUUAUUUCUAAUGAGUUAUGUGUUAUAGAAUGGCAUGGAUAUCAUUUAAAAUCCAUACCAUCCAAUUUCCAACCAAACAAACUUGUUGAAUUGAGAAUGCCUUGCAGUGGUAUUGAACAACUAUGGAAAGGAAUUAUGGUUUUAAAUGAGUUAAAACUUAUUGACCUGAGUGACUCUCAAAACUUGAUCGAGACCCUGAAUUUUAGUGAAGUCCCUAAUUUGAAGCAAUUGAUUCUUCAACGUUGUACAAGACUAUCUAAGAUUCAUGCUUCUCUUGGAAAUCUCAAAUGGCUUAUUAGAUUGGAUCUGAAUGGUUGCAAAUGUCUUAAAAGCCUUCCACACAAAUUCAACUUGGAAUCUCUAGAAGUUUGCAUUCUUUCUGGUUGUUCAAAACUAAAAAAAUUUCCAGAGAUUAUGGGAAAUAUGUCACAUUUUUCAGAACUUUAUUUGGACAGGACUGCUAUAAAAGAUCUACCAAUUGAGCAUUUAACUGGCCUCAUUAAAUUGGAUCUAAGAGACUGUAAGAAUCUUUCAAAUUUUUCAAAUGCCAGUUGCAAUUUUUUGUCUCUAAAAACUCUCUCUUUAUCUGGCUGCUCAAAAAUUGAUGAAUUACCAGAGAACUUGGGGAAUAUUGAAGGCCUGGAAGAGCUAGAUUGUUGCUGUGAGGUCAACGGACAUCCGAAUGACUCGAGCCUUUUUCUGUCUGAAGAAUUUGGGAAGAUGGAUUCACAUCACCUUUGGCUGAAAUAUUUUCCCUAUAAGAAAUUCGAUGAGCAUUGGAAAAACAAAUUGAGUCAAAUUGAUGCUAAUGAACUUAGUCAGAUUAAGAUUACAUUUGAAAUUGAAGGUCCCGGAUUGGAGGUUACAAAAUGUGGGGUCCGUUUGGUAUACAAACGAGACAUUGAAAAUCUAAACCAAACUAUGCUUGGUUGCAGCAUCACUUCUUAUGAGUAUGAUUUAGAAGAUUCAGCAAAAGAUUCCAAAAUUAAGCGAAGCCGCAAUGACUCUAAGGGGGAUAAGGCCUCUAAUGAUGUAGAGGUACCACACCCAAAGAAAAUACGGCUGAGGCUCCCUAUUCUAAUCGAAAGACUCAUGAUGUGUUUUGCAAAUUGGAUUGGGAAUUUAUGUACACAAGAACAAGGUGAGUCUGAUUGUGAGGAAGAGGAAGAGGAAUCCCAGUGA
Messenger RNA from Quercus lobata, 2943 nucleotides. Its product is annotated as TMV resistance protein N-like. NCBI's taxonomy places the organism in Eukaryota, Viridiplantae, Streptophyta, Magnoliopsida, Fagales, Fagaceae. The record is from RefSeq and is a predicted model, not a curated record. Gene Ontology annotation, biological process: defense response; signal transduction. Gene Ontology annotation, molecular function: ADP binding. Bases 1 to 2943 code for a protein of 980 amino acids. The transcript has 5 exons.